AAAAAGGUGUAGCCACGGUCACCAAAGGAAGUAUUGAACCUUGCACUUUAUAAUAGAUACAUCUCGCGUAGAAGAGAAACAGUGGUUAUUGUUGUGUGAACGCAAACAUUACUGCACGGUACAGUACAUUUGUUAAAUCUAUAGCUAGCUUGUUCCGUGAACUUUCAAGUGGCAUAGUAAUCAAAGCUGUUAGCUAAUGUUAGCUAGUUGCUAACUAGGCUAGCCAGCGGUAGAUUCCUAUGUUUGCACGACCAGAUGUUGUAGCCAUGAGAGUUAGCUAUCUAUUUACUAAGAACAUUCUAAUCUUUCACCAUUACUGUCAUACAAUCACAUUGAGACAUUUUACCUAAAUAAACAUAGCUAUGUAACGUUAUGUUGUUAGCUAUGCGUUUACAGUCAGAGAGGUAUAGGCUAUGUUCUUGUACUAGCUAGGCAAUCAAUGUUCUGGGAAUACUGUCUAUCCUAGGAUGCUCAAGUCCCAACAUGCCCAAGUACAGCGGGGCAGCAGGUGCCCCUUGAAGAUUGGCCCGUCUAAUAAAUGAGAAAAAGAAAGGUGUUAGGAUUUAAAUUGAACACCUUCACAAAACAAGGUCCCCCCUGAGAGAAGAGGUGUGAGAUGGAGAGGAAGAAGAAGAAGAAGAAGAAGAAGAGAGAAUGGAGGAGAGGAAAAGGACAAGAGAAAGAGGUGGAUGAGAAUCAAGCCGGUGGUGGAGAGACGGGGACUGGAGGACGGGGAGAUGGAACUGUGGAGACGGGACAGAUGAGGAAUAAGAGUGUCAAUAGAACAACACACCUUCCCUUAGAUAAGAUGGCCCAUCAUCUUGGAGAGGAACUGUCAUGUAGGGAAGCACAGACUGAGGGAGAGACUGCUAGUAUGUCGGCAAUUAGAAACAAAGAAGAAGGUGGAAUUCAAAUGGGGAUGAUGAUGAUGAUGAAGGACAUGAGUAAAGGACUGAUAACAGUCAUGGACCAAGAUGAUGAUGAUGAUGAUGAUGACCCUGCCUCCAUCCCUCCUCCUCCCUCUAUCUCUCCAUCUCUAUCCGUCAGCCUCAUGGACACCUGGCCUCCCUCCAUCUCCACCCUCUCAUCCCCCUCUCCCUCCCUCCUCCCUCCUCCUCUCUCCUCCUCUUUCUCUCCCGUCCCGUCCCUCACCCCUCCCCUGCCCCCGUCCGUAGAGCUGUGUGCGGUGCUCACCGACACUAGACUGACUCUGGACGUGUACCAGGGUGGGGCUGCUGUGCUCCAGUUGCUAUGGGUGUCUGUCCCUGGGCAGCUGAGGGGCCUGCAGUACCUCCGACUGGGCUCGGAGGACAGGGGGGCGCUAGAAGGAGCCCUGGAUGUCCUACCGCACCUCACAGAGCUACGCUCACUGGCUAUCAGAGGACACUGUUUCCAUGAUGCCCAUGGUGACCCCCUCCCCGGCCUCCUCACCUCUCUCCCUCCCUCUCUCUCAUCCCUUUCUCUCCUCGUCCACCUGGACCUCUCCUUCAACCACCUUACCUCCUUCCCCCCCUGCCUCCUCACCCUCCCCCUCCUCUCCACCCUCCUCCUGGGUCACAACCACCUCACUGAUCUCCCCCCCUCCUUCGGUCCUCUCCCUGCCCUCCGCUACCUCUCUUUCCUGGGGAACCGUCUGGCCUCUCUCCCCCCCAGCCUGGGCCAGUUGAGGACCCUCCAGACUCUGGAUGUCUCCUAUAACCUCCUGGAGACAUUACCUGAGGAGAUAGGUGCACUAGAGGAGCUGGUUAAACUGGAGCUGUCACACAACAGGCUAAAGAGGCUCCCUGAGACCAUGGGCUGUCUCCUGUCUCUCAGGGACCUGGUGAUCCACAGUAAUGACCUGCGUGUUCUCCCCAUCUGUCUGGACAAACUGGAUAAGCUAAAGGUAGACGUGAGGAACAACCCCCUGGGAAGACCCCCGACCCCUCCACCACUACCACCCACACCUGACCAGGUGGAAACACGCAUUCCAGAGCUGCACCUUGGACUGAAUCAACACAGGUUCUGUGUGUCAUCUGCUGGUUGUCAUGUGUUCCUCCCAGGGGGGGCAGAGCUACUGUUUCCCUCGGGUUGCCUAGCGACAACCACCAGACUGCAGUGGGCGGAGCGUAUGCCAGAUAAGAAAUGGGUGUGGCUAGAGGAGCAUGACUUCCUGCUGAGUCGACCACUGGAACUCCUCCCACACAGGAUCACCUUUUUAAAGCCUGUGGAGGUGUGUGUGCCGUACCACCGGUCCAGGAGAGGGGAGGUGGUUGUGAGGAGGUUUGAUGGACAGCAGUGGAGUACACUAUCCACUGAGACCAGGAGGGGCAGUAUAGGACACAGCAUCCACCCUGGGGGACGACCCGCCAGGCUGGCCUGCGUAUCAGUGAUCCAGUUCUCCUGGUUUGUGGCAGUGGGUCGUCCAGUCAGGGACAGUUGCUCUGUGACACCAGAGGGGGCGCUGUUGGUGUCACGUACGGACGCAGGCAUCAAACUCACCUUCCCCCCUGCCUCCACUGUCCAGACCCGGACCAUCACUCUACAGGUGUUACAGGUGUCUGUCUCUGAGGUCCAGGCGUUGUGUGGAGACCCUCAGACAAGAGUCAGUCCCCUCCUCUGUCUCUCUCAGGACCCCAGCAUGCAAUUCCUCCAGCCAAUCAAGGUGCAGGUCCCUCUGCCAACUGGACUCACAGGUCAUACAGUAGACUUGUCCUGUCUCCACCUGCUCCAUGGAGACCCCAGCGCCCACACCUGGACAGACAUCACCUCACAGGUGUCUCUCUAUGUCACACACCUCUACGCUAUCUUCUACAUCACUCACUUCUCCUGGUACUGGCUUUGGUACACUACACAGCGCUGUGUUAGUGGUGUGGUCCGUAGGGUCUACCAGAGACUGAAGCAAUUUCAGGUCCAGUUUCUGGUGCUACAGAGGAGAACGGACCCCAAACAGGUUCUGCUACAGUGCCUGCCUGCUGACAAGGUGGACAACAGAGUACAGUCUCUAUCAGAGCAGUACGACGGCCCACAGCCCUCAGACCUGUGUGACCUGCUGGAGGGAGAGCAGUUCUUCGCUGGCUUCGAGAGGGGCCUAGACGUCAGCGCAGACAGACCAGACUGUGCAGAAGGGAGACUGUCUUUUGUGUUCUACUCUCGGUUGAGGAAUCUCAAAGAGGUGUACGUCUGUCCUGCACAGAACCAGGAGGGGCCCGUCAGGGGACAGGUGUCGUUCUACCGAGGUGAGGUUCCCAGUGACCUACCAAAGGAAGUGGCCAGGAAAAGGAAAGGACACGACAGCCAAUGGCUGGCCACCUUACCACUCAGACUUCCUGGCCUAAACUCAGAGGGUGGCAGUAAUGGCAUGGACUGGGAGAAGCCCCAGUACCCUCCGCUGAACCUGGGAGACCCAGAGAGCGGGUACCUGACGGAGGCUAACCUGCUGGCCAUCUCCCUGCAGAUCGGACAGGACUGGAGGUCCAUCGGCAUCAACCUGGGAAUCAGCUACCAGGAGCUGGACCGCAUACAGUUCAAAUACAGAGACAACCUAGGGGCCCUGGUGUUGGAGAUGCUGUUCCACUGGGCCCGGGGCCAGCAGCAGCAGGAGGGUGUUGGGUCGCGUCCCGCUGGAGGUCCAGGCCAGCAGGGUAUGGGUGCAGUGCCCAGGUUGGUAGAUGCCAUGGUGGAGAGCGGCAGGAGGGACCUGGCUGAGGAGAUUAAAGACAUAGUGAGUCUAGGAACCCGGAAGUAUAAAGAGUCACUGAGGAGGGUGGGCCUAGAAGAGGAGGAGGAAGAGAGGCCCUCAACAGACACAAAUCCUCCACCUUCACACUGAGGAGAGUGUCCUACAGGAAGAGACCACCUCACCUUCACACUGAGGAGAGAGUCCUACAGGAAGAGACCACCUCACCUUCACACUGAGGAGAGUGUCCUACAGGAAGAGACCACCUCACCUUCACACUGAGGAGAGAGUCCUACAGGAAGAGACCACCUCACCUUCACACUGAGGAGAGUGUCCUACAGGAAGAGACCACCUCACCUUCACACUGAGGAGAGUGUCCUACAGGAAGAUACCACCUCACCUUCACACUGAGGAGAGUGUCCUACAGGAAGAUACCACCUCACCUUCACACUGAGGAGAGUGUCCUACAGGAAGAGACCACCUCACCUUCACACUGAGGAGAGAGGGCCUGCCCUAGCGGAGGAAGAGGAGGAGGAAGUACAGAGAGUUCCUCAACAGACACAGAUCCUCCCUUCACACUGAACCCACUGACAAAGGAAGAAUAGAGGGUCAUUGAGGAAGAGGAGGAGGAGGAGACCACCUCCAUGUCUACAGACUGAACCAACAGACUGGGGGGGGAGGAGUAGGAGGAGACCACCUCCAUGUCUACAGACUGAACCAACAGACUGGGGGGGGAGGAGACCACCUCCAUGUCUACAGACUGAACCAACAGACUGGGGGGGGAGGAGACCACCUCCAUGUCUACAGACUGAACCAACAGACUGGGGGGGGGAGGAGGAGGAGACCACCUCCAUGUCUACAGACUGAACCAACAGACUGGGGGGGGGGGGGGAGACCACCUCCAUGUCUACAGACUGAACCAACAGACUGGGGGAGGAGGAGACCACCUCCAUGUCUACAGACUGAACCAACAGACUAAUUAAUUACAAUAUGAGUGAAAUAGUUUUCCCUCUAAAAAAAAAUGGUAUUUAAAUAUGUUAAAAUGCAGCUUUUCUGUGUUGGAAUGGUGUGGGCAUUUUCCCAACAACAGAAUGGUGUGGGCUUAUAUGGUCAUUGAAAAUCUACACGCGAGUAGGCGCUGAUUGGAUAUAGCUAUUGAAACUGUCUGUUUGAGUUGGGGUUUUAACGGGUUCUGUCUCCAAUUUAUACUCUGGCCACAAAUCCACGUAUAGGACGAGUCAACAACAUUAUUUGGGUAUGAGUUAACAGAAUAUGAACUUUUAAAUGUGAGAUUUUGACUGGACAGUUACUUGAAGCCCAUGGAAAGUAUCAGGCCGGACCAACCGGUGCUGCAGUGGAAAAAACACCAACAACUGAGUGACUCAGCUGCCGUGCUCGAGAACAAGACCGUCAGCUGUAGAGAGACAUGGUCAGGCUGAGAACAAGACUGUCAGCUGUAGAGAGACAUGGUCAGGCUGAGAACAAGACCGUCAGCUGUAGAGAGACAUGGUCAGGCUGAGCUGACCGUCAGCUGUAGAGAGACAUGGUCAGGCUGAGCUGACCGUCAGCUGUAGAGAGACAUGGUCAGGCUGAGAACAAGACCGUCAGCUGUAGAGAGACAUGGUCAGGCUGAGAACAAGACCGUCAGCUGUAGAGAGACAUGGUCAGGCUGAGCUGAGAACAAGACCGUCAGCUGUAGAGAGACAUGGUCAGGCUGAGAACAAGACCGUCAGCUGUAGAGAGACAUGGUCAGGCUGAGCUGACCGUCAGCUGUAGAGAGACAUGGUCAGGCUGAGAACAAGACCGUCAGCUGUAGAGAGACAUGGUCAGGCUGAGAACAAGACCGUCAGCUGUAGAGAGACAUGGUCAGGCUGAGAACAAGACCGUCAGCUGUAGAGAGACAUGGUCAGGCUGAGAACAAGACCGUCAGCUGUAGAGAGACAUGGUCAGGCUGAGCUGAGAACAAGACCGUCAGCUGUAGAGAGACAUGGUCAGGCUGAGAACAAGACUGUCAGCUGUAGAGAGACAUGGUCAGGCUGAGCUGACCGUCAGCUGUAGAGAGACAUGGUCAGGCUGAGAACAAGACCGUCAGCUGUAGAGAGACAUGGUCAGGCUGAGCUGAGAACAAGACCGUCAGCUGUAGAGAGACAUGGUCAGGCUGAGCUGAGAACAAGACCGUCAGCUGUACAGAGACAUGGUCAGGCUGAGAACAAGACCGUCAGCUGUAGAGAGACAUGGUCAGGCUGAGAACAAGACCGUCAGCUGUAGAGAGACAUGGUCAGGCUGAGAACAAGACCGUCAGCUGUAGAGAGACAUGGUCAGGCUGAGCUGACCGUCAGCUGUAGAGAGACAUGGUCAGGCUGAGCUGACCGUCAGCUGUAGAGAGACAUGGUCAGGCUGAGAACAAGACCGUCAGCUGUAGAGAGACAUGGUCAGGCUGAGAACAAGACCGUCAGCUGUAGAGAGACAUGGUCAGGCUGAGAACAAGACCGUCAGCUGUAGAGAGACAUGGUCAGGCUGAGAACAAGACCCAGCUGUAGAGAGACAUGGUCAGGCUGAGAACAAGACCGUCAGCUGUAGAGAGACAUGGUCAGGCUGAGAACAAGACCGUCAGCUGUAGAGAGACAUGGUCAGGCUGAGCUGAGAACAAGACUGUCAGCUGUAGAGAGACAUGGUCAGGCUGAGCUGAGAACAAGACUGUCAGCUGUAGAGAGACAUGGUCAGGCUGAGAACAAGACCGUCAGCUGUAGAGAGACAUGGUCAGGCUGAGCUGAGAACAAGACCGUCAGCUGUAGAGAGACAUGGUCAGGCUGAGAACAAGACCGUCAGCUGUAGAGAGACAUGGUCAGGCUGAGAACAAGACCGUCAGCUGUAGAGAGACAUGGUCAGGCUGAGAACAAGACCGUCAGCUGUAGAGAGACAUGGUCAGGCUGAGAACAAGACCCUGAACUAUUUCAGCCCUGCUCAGCUGCAGAGAUGGUGGCCCACACUAGGAACAGAUGGCUGUCUUACACUUGACUAACUUGGACACCCGCCAAGUACCAUAACCCAACCACCAGCCAUUCAGCUGAUCUAAUGGUAGCUGUUAUAACUGUAGCACAGAGAAAGAAGGAAAACUAAAAAUGCUGCUGACAGGGUUGGGGUCAAUUCCAUUUCAAUGACUGUCAAUUCAGGAAUCACACUGAAAUUCUAAUUCUCUUCAAAGUUUUCAAUUAGGAAAAUGUGGAAUUUUGAAUUUUGUUUACUUUCUGAAUUCACUAGAAUUGAAAUGGAAUUGACCCCAACCCUGGUUGUUGGACUGGUGUUCUAUUCACAUUCAUGGUUGCUGUCACCUCCUAUUGCACAAUGUGUGCUUGACUUGCUGAUACACAGACCAAUGAAUUAAUGGACUCUUCACUCUUGUGUUCUUGUCCUGUUAUUUGUGGCAUCAUUCCUGUCAGAUAUACAAUAUGCACAUGUCGAAAUCUUUGUAAACCUCUGUUGCCUCUAAACUGAACCCGUGAAGUGAUUCAUUUGUGAUGUUAUGAUAUGCCUAAGAGAUGUAUAUCUCUACCUGUGUUAUUAUAUUUAUUUAUACUGAAAUGUUCUGUAAGUAAACCAUGAUGAUGA
Molecule: messenger RNA, 7267 nt
Organism: Coregonus clupeaformis (lake whitefish)
Lineage: Eukaryota; Metazoa; Chordata; Actinopteri; Salmoniformes; Salmonidae
Gene: pidd1
Product: p53-induced death domain protein 1
Exons: 15
Coding region: 617-3811 (1064 amino acids)
Biological process (GO): signal transduction; DNA damage response; apoptotic process
Molecular function (GO): protein binding
Source: RefSeq, a predicted model, not a curated record